CAUCUCCACAAGCCACACAAAUUGGGGAAUCCAUGGAAAGUGAGAUCCCAAAGCCUCUCUCUUCUCCCUGUCUUCUCCUUUGUUCCUCAUAGAGGAAGAAGAAGCCCUAACCUCACUGUCCCCAUCCUACAGCCUCCACUACCUUUGCUUCAUCUCGUCCUGCUCUUUCCAAUACCCACAACCUCUCUUCUUCUUCUUCUUCUAAUAUUCCUUUCCCUGAUGUGUGUAUAUAUAUAUAAGUAGUACAUGUCUGCUACUACCAUCAUGGAAACGAUCGGACGGCGGCAACCCCAGAAGAAAUCAAUAUAACAUGAUGGUCCCGGCACGUAACCUUCUCCGGCGACACUACAACAGCUAUGGUAGCCAUUUCGGCGACAUCCAAUCGGAAUUCCAGCGAGAAAAGACUUCAUCGCUACCUGGCCUGAUGGCCGAGGAGGUUCCUCAGGGUAGCGGCAACAACGAGGAGGAAGGAGAGGAGGCGGGGCCUAGCUCUAAAGAAGGUGAUGACAACUACCAAGGGUGGCUCCAAUUAGGCAUCGGUGGCCGGCCGUCUGGUGGUUCGAGGCUAGAUGAUGAUGCUCCGGUAGAUCCAACAAAUAGAACGGACAGGAGUAGGGGUGAGGCAGUGGAGCUUAACUUGUUCUCUGAUAGGUCAUCAGGUCCCUCGCGGCCUCCAUUGCCGGUCGCUAGUGGUCCCACGAUGGUGCCAUUGUUUCCGGCGGUGGCAGCGGGGUACCGGAGUGCCGGUGCAAUGGCGAGCAUCUCCUCGAGGCCGUUGCCGACGUUAACAGCCUAUAACUGGGGGCAAUUCAUGCUCCCAUCGGCGAGCCUGGGCCUGCCGGUGGAGAUCGGCGGCUCGAUGAGGGUGGUUAGCCCACCGGCAAGGCAGCACACCGGAGUGUGGUUCUUGCUCCAAGCGGCACAAAACCAGGGGAAGGAACCCUUUUUGCCUCAGAUACCCAAGAGCUACUUGAGGAUCAAAGACGGGAGGAUGACAGUUGGAUUGCUGAUGAAGUACUUGGCUGAGAAGCUUGGACUAGAUGAAACUCAGGUAGUGAUUACAUGUAAAGGCCAACAGCUUCCUCCUUCCAUGACAGUACAAUAUGUUCGGGAUCAAAUAUGGGGUUCAAGGGUUGAAUUGCUACCAAGCUUACCGAGCACUGAGCAUAUCAUGAGCCUUCAAUACAGCAGAAGCCGAUAGUGUGCAUCAUUCAGGCAGAACUGGUCAUCCCGGUGGGAAUUUUUGUUCUUCAAAACUUGUACUUCGAUGCUGGUCUGGUUCCCUCAUCUAACUUAUUUGAACAGAGGAGUUUGGAGACGCCAAUUCCACCUUGAAACAAGGUACCAGGAAUGAUAAAAUGAAGUGCAAUGUGUGUA
Messenger RNA from Elaeis guineensis (African oil palm), 1377 nucleotides. RefSeq lists its product as uncharacterized. Gene Ontology annotation, biological process: multicellular organism development. NCBI's taxonomy places the organism in Eukaryota, Viridiplantae, Streptophyta, Magnoliopsida, Arecales, Arecaceae. The record is from RefSeq and is a predicted model, not a curated record.